Messenger RNA from Ilex paraguariensis (yerba mate), 363 nucleotides. The record is from the annotation of a GenBank genome assembly. Lineage: Eukaryota; Viridiplantae; Streptophyta; Magnoliopsida; Aquifoliales; Aquifoliaceae.
AUGGAUGAUGAGGAGAUCACAGAACUAUUCACUGAUAGGGUCCAAACAAUGAGAAUGAAUUACUAUCCUCCAUGCCCACAGCCAGAUAUGGCCAUUGGCUUCACUUCUCACUCUGAUGCAGUUGCCCUAACAAUUCUCUUUCAGCUCAAUGAAACUGAGGGCCUCCUGAUUAGGAAAGAUGGGAAAUGGAUUGUGAACAAUGGUCUGUAUAGGAGCAUUGAGCACAGAGCAACAGUGAACUCAACCAAAGAGAGGCUCUCCAUUGCACCAUUCUACAGCUCCAACCUACACUCACAACUGGGGCCUGCACCAUUCUACAUCACCCUGCAGUUUUUCGACAAGUCCCCAUUGAAGAGUAUUUGA